Molecule: messenger RNA, 234 nt
Organism: Opisthorchis viverrini
Lineage: Eukaryota; Metazoa; Platyhelminthes; Trematoda; Opisthorchiida; Opisthorchiidae
Exons: 2
Coding region: 1-234 (77 amino acids)
Source: RefSeq, a predicted model, not a curated record
AUGAGGCAGCCUGGUGCAGCGCAUUCCGUUGCCUGGAAACAUCACAAACGAGAGAUUCAGCUGGGUUCCAGUCUCCCGUUGAAGAAAACCAAUGGCUAUAGCGGGAUUUUUGCGGCAACCAUCUACAAUAAAUGGCUGGAACGAAAAGUGUGCUUGUUGUCUGGUGGAAAACGUCCUGCGAAUAAGGAAAGCGUUUGGAACCCUUCGAUAGAGUUGGAGCUACUCAGAGGUUGA